This is a messenger RNA of Coregonus sp. 'balchen', 5445 nucleotides long. NCBI's taxonomy places the organism in Eukaryota, Metazoa, Chordata, Actinopteri, Salmoniformes, Salmonidae. The record is from the annotation of a GenBank genome assembly.
GUUCUAAGCCACCUCCACAGUAGCUACACUAACUCUCAGAAGUUCUAUGCCACCUCCACAGAAGCUACAGUAACUCUCAGAAGUUCUAAGCCACCUCCACAGUAGCUACACUAACUCUCUGAAGUUCUAAGCCACCUCCACAGUAGCUACAGUAACUCACUGAAGUUCUAAGCCACCUCCACAGUAGCUACAGUAACUCUCUGAAGUUCUAAGCCACCUCCACAGUAGCUACACUAACUCUCAGAAGUUCUAAGCCACCUCCACAGUAGCUAAAGUAACUCUCAGAAGUUCUAAGCCACCUCCACAGUAGCUACAGUAACUCUCAGUUCUAAGCCACCUCCACAGUAGCUACAGUAACUGUCUGAAGUUCUAAGACACCUCCACAGUAGCGACAGUAACUCUCAGAAGUUCUAAGCCACCUCCACAGUAGCUACAGUAACUCUCAGAAGUUCUAAGCCACCUCCACAGUAGCUACAGUAACUCUCAGUUCUAAGCCACCUCCACAGUAGCUACAGUAACUCUCUGAAGUUCUAAGCCACCUCCACAGUAGCUACACUAACUCUCAGAAGUGCUAUGCCACCUCCACAGUAGCUACACUAACUCUCAGAAGUUCUAUGCCACCUCCACAGAAUCUACAGUAACUCUCAGAAGUUCUAAGCCACCUCCACAGUAGCUACACUAACUCUCAGAAGUUAUAUGCCACCUCCACAGAAGCUACAGUAACUCUCAGAAGUUCUAAGCCACCUCCACAGUAGCUACACUAACUCUCUGAAGUUCUAAGCCACCUCCACAGUAGCUACAGUAACUCUCUGAAGUUCUAAGCCACCUCCACAGUAGCUACAGUAACCCUCUGAAGUUCUAAGCCACCUCCACAGUAGCUACACUAACUCUCAGAAGUUCUAAGCCACCUCCACAGUAGCUACAGUAACUCUCAGAAGUUCUAAGCCACCUCCACAGUAGCUACAGUAACUCUCAGUUCUAAGCCACCUCCACAGUAGCUACAGUAACUGUCUGAAGUUCUAAGCCACCUCCACAGUAGCGACAGUAACUCUCAGAAGUUCUAAGCCACCUCCACAGUAGCUACAGUAACUCUCAGUUCUAAGCCACCUCCACAGUAGCUACAGUAACUCUCUGAAGUUCUAAGCCACCUCCACAGUAGCUACACUAACUCUCAGAAGUUCUAAGCCACCUCCACAGUAGCUACAGUAACUCUCAGAAGUUCUAAGCCACAUCCACAGUAGCUACAGUAACUCUCUGAAGUUCUAAGCCACCUCCACAGUAGCUACAGUAACUCUCUGAAGUUCUAAGCCACCUCCACAGUAGCGACAGUAACUCUCAGAAGUUCUAAGCCACCUCCACAGUAGCUACAGUAACUCUCAGUUCUUGUAAGCCACCUCCACAGUAGCUACAGUAACUCUCAGUUCUAAGCCACCUCCACAGUAGCUACAGCAACUCUCUGAAGUUCUAAGCCACCUCCACAGUAGCUACAGUAACUCUCUGAAGUUCUAAGCCACCUCCACAGUAGCUACAGUAACUCUCACAAGUUCUAAGCCACCUCCACAGUAGCUACAGUAACUCUCAGAAGUUCUAAGCCACCUCCACAGUAGCUACAGUAACUCUCUGAAGUUCUAAGCCACCUCCACAGUAGCUACACUAACUCUCAGAAGUUCUAAGCCACCUCCACAGUAGCUACAGUAACUCUCAGAAGUUCUAAGACACCUCCACAGUUGCUACAGUAACUCUCUGAAGUUCUAAGCCACCUCCACAGUAGCUACAGUAACUCUCUGAAGUUCUAAGCCACCUCCACAGUAGCGACAGUAACUCUCAGAAGUUCUAAGCCACCUCCACAGUAGCUACAGUAACUCUCAGUUCUAAGCCACCUCCACAGUAGCUACAGUAACUCUCAGUUCUAAGCCACCUCCACAGUAGCUACAGUAACUGUCUGAAGUUCUAAGCCACCUCCACAGUAGCUACAGUAACUCUCUGAAGUUCUAAGCCACCUCCCCAGUAGCUACAGUAACUCUCACAAGUUCUAAGCCACCUCCACAGUAGCUACAGUAACUCUCUGAAGUUCUAAGCCACCUCCACAGUAGCUACAGUAACUCUCUGAAGUUCUAAGCCACCUCCACAGUAGCUACAGUAACUCUCACAAGUUCUAAGCCACCUCCACCGUAGCUACAGUAACUCUCUGAAGUUCUAAGCCACCUCCACCUCCACAGUAGCUACAGUAACUCUCACAAGUUCUAAGCCACCUCCACCGUAGCUACAGUAACUCUCUGAAGUUCUAAGCCACCUCCACAGUAGCUACAGUAACUCUCUGAAGUUCUAAGCCACCUCAAGUAGCUACAGUAACUCUCAGCUCUUAAUUUGACAACACAUAAUGAAGUUCUCAGAAGUUCUAAGCCACCUCCACCUCCACAGUAGCUACAGUAACUCUAUUGUGUCUACAACUAAACCACUACUAAAAUGAACUCAGUCACCUAUAAACCUUCCUAUUCAAUGGAUAAGAAUUCAAUAAUGAGGCCUGUUUGAGAUAAUAGGUUUACAAUGGUGGAAUCCAGUAUGACAUUUGUUGAAAAAAAGGUUGUGUGGGUCAGUAUGUCCCAAAUGGCACCCUAUUCCUUACGGACCCUGGUCAAAAGUAGUGCACUAUAAAGGGAAUCGGGUGCCAUUUGGGACACAAACAGAAAGAGCAGAAUAAUAAUAAUAAUAUGCCAUUUAGCAGACGCUUUGAACACUGGAGAAGAUGUCGUCACAGGGCACAGCGUGAGUCUCAUCACCACGGAGACACCACGGCAACACUGUGGUGAUGGCGGUGGGACGCCGGCGCUCCUGUCUGUGAAAUACAAAUUAAUAACCCUGCAAAUCUGAUUAGCAGUCUUCAUCCUCCGCACACACAUUCAGAAUCAUCCACCUAACACACACACACACACACACACAGCGCACUGUCCUGAGGUCAUCUCAGCCCCGUCCAGACUCCACAGACAUCCCCCCUCCAUCCCCCCUCCACACACACCGUGGCAGCCAGCAGGCAUUGCUCACUCUUAAUAAGGAGAUUAGGGAGCAGAUCCAUGGUCUUGCUAGUCUAGCAGCAGAAAUAUAAUGACUAGUGGGAUGGAGAGAGUCAGUCAGUGGCAGGGCCUUAAUGGUUCAUCAACAGGAAAUAUUCAUUUGUCCACGUGCUAAUGAGACUGACACCCAGGCCAUGAACACACACACACACACACACACACACACACACACACAUACACCACACAGUCUAACACUGUCAACCGCUGAUCUGGCUCCAUCACUGAUCACUCCACACACCCACUACUGAAGAGACAGACUCAGAGAGAAGCAGCACUUACCCCCCCCCCAGGGCAGGGCUCUUCUGGAUCCAACGGCACUUCCAGUCGCACUAAAACCCCAGUUUAUAAGCAGCGACUGCUGUUGAUUGUGCUAGACGGCAUCUAAUUGACUAUCUUCAGGAAACAGAUGUCGGAGCCCGAGGCUUAGCGCUAGAUAAUUGUCUGCGCAGUACCCUCCCUGUGUAUAUUGAUAUCAAAAUAACAUUUCAGAACUCACUUAUACCAACAGUGCGCCAUCUAAAUCUAAUCUAACUCCCAUCUUGUUAUUAUACUGUAUUAAAACUAUAACGACGAUGCUUGUUUUCAGAGGAAGAACAGCUAGUUUCCUGGAGCCAAUGCAACUGGGAGAAGGACGGUGUUGACCCUCGACACUGAUCUAAGGUCUGUUUAGCAUGUCCUCCCUAAUGAUUAAGGUUAGGAAUUGGUGAUGGUCAGCUGAUCCUAGAUCUGUGCCUAAGGGAAACUAUCUGGAAUGGGAUGCUGAAGAGAGAGCGUGCCAAAGACAGAUUAUAUUCUAUUUAAAAUCUCCCAUAAUUCCCCCUGGGCUACGGCCUAUCAGCCGUGGCCAAUUCACAUUACUCCGGCCACCAAGGAGGCCACGCCCUGCUGAGACCCGACACACACUGUUGGAGAUGAGUGUGUUUGUGGUGUGUGUGUCAAUACUUCCAAUCAACAAACCCAAUAAAAUACAUAGCUCCAGGCUUGACAGUGCUUAGCCAACUGAUGACAUUAUGUGACAUUAGCACAGUCAGCACUGCCGUACGCAUUCACCUCAAUGAUCCGACUGUAAUAAAAAAAACAGUUUGACGCAUGGGGACAUUUUAUGGGAUUCACGACGCAUCAGACAUUACUUUCAUUCAAAGGAAUAAAACAAUGAAUGCUAAAACGGCAGGUUUUUUAAUUGUUAUAAUAUUAAUUAGUCUCUACAGCAUAUUAAACACACAGACCACUGAACCAUCAUCCAGGACCAGGAUCUUGAUGUACUGUAGCACUUUAUCUUACCUGGCAUUUACUAGGUAUCAACAGGUACUUUCUGGUAGGUAUUUCAAAUAAUUCAACCCAAUUGGUAACUAACUGGUCCAUACAGUAGCAAUACCCACCAUAUAGUAUUUUACUCCUAUGAUUAUAAAUGUCUUACUACUGUAAAAUGAAUCUUGUCCUCCAGUCAGCUUUCUCUCUAGUAACUGAGCUUAGGGAGGAGUAGGGUUGAACAAUUCUGUUGACUUCCAGAAGUCCUGGUUGGAGGAAUCCGGAUUUCCUGCUUAUUCCCCCCAUGAUUCUGGAAAUCUUCCAACCAGGAUUUCUGAAAAACCUGGUACUUUUGGAGAAGUCACUGGAAUUUUGCAACCCUAGGGUCGAGGUUGCUGUACAAUAUGCCCUAGGCACUUGCAGAGGCCCAUGUCGCCACUAGAUGGCAAUAUGACAGCUUCCUCCACACAUCCCUCACAACACCAGUGUCUGACUCGAAUCUCCUGAUAGAAAUGGCUUUGAGAGAGCAUUAAGAUUCUAUUCAGUAGGUUACCGUCUAAAGCCUGCUCGCUGUGUGUUGCGUUUAGCGUUUUCUCCCCUUCAGACAAAGAGCGGCAGAGUGAAAUGCAUAUGGUUGUCCCACACACACGCCCACCUCUCUCCCAGACUCUCCGCUGUCUGCGGCCCUCUCUCACCCCUACACAAUUAUUACACCAGUUAAAGGCAAUCACGUGUGUGUGUGUGUGUGUGAUGCCAUAUUGGCAGGUUGGAACACAGCUUUUCUACUAAAAAUAACUGGGAGGAGGAGGGUGAAGAAAGAAGUGCUGCAGUAGCCAACAAACCCUGUGUUUCUCCUAAGAGGGCUAUGGGAGAUCUACUGUCCCCAUUCAAACCCUGUGUUUCUCCUAAGAGGGCUAUGGGAGUUCUACUGUCCCCAUUCAAACCCUGUGUUUCUCCUAAGAGGGCUAUGGGAGUUCUACUGUCCCCAUUCAAACCCUGUGUUUCUCAUAAGAGGGCUGUGGGAGUUCUACUGUCCCCACUCAAACCCUGUGUUUCUCCUAAGAGGGCUAUGGGAGUUCUCCUGUCCCCAUUCAAACCCAGAGGCAAUGGUCUCCCUAUAUGCACC